AUGCGGAAUCCGUUUGAACUGGAUGACAACAGCCACUUUGAAGUGGACGUGCGACCGAAAGAGACCGAUGACGGAGAUCGUGCCAUUCUCCAAGAUGAAGAGCAUCGUGGCGACGACUUGAAGGAGCGGUUCAUUGGCACCAUUGAUCAGGGCACCACCAGCACCCGUUUCAUUAUCUUCGAUUGCACAGGCGUCCCUAUUGCUAAAUACCAAACGGAAUUCCGUCAGAUUCACGAGCAUCCUGGAUGGCACGAGCAAGAUCCCUACGAAUUGGUGGAGUCCGUUUUCAUUUGCAUCGAGGAGGCUAUGAAAUCUUUCCUCGCCCUGGGUCAUUCCCGCUCCGACAUCGAGGCCGUCGGCAUUACCAGUCAGCGAGAAACCGCUCUCGUGUGGGACUGGGAGACCGGUGAGCCCUUGCACAAUGCCAUCACCUGGACCGACACCCGUACCAUGAACCUGGUGCGUGACCUCAAGGAGAAGCCCGGCGCCGACGACCUGGUGAACAUCUGCGGUCUGCCCCUCUCCACAUACCCGUCCUCGGUCACGUUGCGAUGGAUGCUGGACAACCUUCCCGACGUUCGGUCGGCGUAUGACGAGGGCCGGGCCGCCUUCGGAACCGUCGACAGCUGGCUCAUCUAUAACCUCAAUGGCGGUCCCCUGAACAAGCGUCUGGUCACCGACGUGACCAACGCCUCGCGCACCAUGUUCAUGAACCUCGAGACACUCCAAUACGACGACCGCCUCCUCAAAUUUUUCGACAUCGACCGCAACAAGAUUCGCCUGCCCGAGAUCCUGCCCUCAGCCGACAAGGAGGGCUUUGGUGAGAUCUACGAGGGCCCGUUAGAAGGUGUCCGCAUCACAAGCUGCCUCGGUGACCAAGCUGCUGCCCUGGUCGGUCACUGUGCAUUCACCCCCGGAACUGCGAAAAACACUUAUGGAACCGGCUGUUUCCUACUCUACAAUGUAGGCGAGAAGCCUGUUAUCUCCAAACACGGCCUGCUCGGCACUGUCGGCUUCCAGCUAGGCCGGGACCGUAAACCGGUCUACGCUCUCGAGGGCAGCGUGGCCGUGGCAGGCAGUGGUGUAUCGUUCCUUAUGAACAACAUGGGCUUCUUCCGAGACUCCCGAAAAGUCAGUGACUUGGCAGCCACCGUGCCGGAUAGUGGAGGCUGUGUGUUUGUGACUGCAUUCAGUGGUCUCUUUGCACCAUAUUGGAUUGACGAUGCCCAGGGAACGAUUUGGGGCAUCACUCAUCACACACAACGAGGACACAUUGCCCGCGCCACCAUGGAGGCGGCGUGCUUCCAAACUAAAGCAAUUCUCGAUGCCAUGGAGAUGGACAGCGGCAAAGCACUCACCGAAUUGGCUGUGGACGGUGGCAUGAGCAAUUCCGAUAUUUGCAUGCAGACUCAAGCUGAUAUCAUUCAAAUCCCCGUUGAACGCCCUGCAAUGCACGAAACCACUGCCCUGGGAGCAGCCAUUGCCGCCGCUUUUGCCAUCGAUGUGUGGCAGGAAUUCAGCGACCUGAAACACAUGAACCGCGCCAAUCGCGCCACCUUUACCCCUCAGAUCUCGCCUAAAGACAGCGCACGGAUGUACAAACGGUGGUCUAAGGCCGUGGAGAUGUCCCGGGGCUGGAUGGAGGCCAAGGCCGACGACGAGUCUGACGUCGAUUAA
Molecule: messenger RNA, 1677 nt
Organism: Penicillium macrosclerotiorum
Lineage: Eukaryota; Fungi; Ascomycota; Eurotiomycetes; Eurotiales; Aspergillaceae
Product: glycerol kinase
Exons: 5
Coding region: 1-1677 (558 amino acids)
Biological process (GO): glycerol metabolic process; triglyceride metabolic process; glycerol-3-phosphate biosynthetic process
Cellular component (GO): mitochondrion
Molecular function (GO): glycerol kinase activity
Source: RefSeq, a predicted model, not a curated record